CGUCGACGCAGCUGUCAGAACAGCGCGACUUCAGUCCGUGGUUGUGAACGGGAUGUGCAAUGUGUGUGCGUGCAUUUAAGCUGAAAAAAAAAACAAUAAUAAUGAAGCGUGCAAAACGCUUUCUGUUUUAAUCUGAGGGUUUCAUUCGUCACGGGAGCUGUGUGCGUCCGCUGUGUGUAAAUAUUGUACGUUUUGUCUUGAGAGGCAGAAGACGGAGAGCUGCUGCUACUGUAAAACAAAACAGCCUCUAUUCCAUAGACUGUAUAAAAACAAUAAUCAUAAAGAUGCAGAUCACGAGCCAGAAGCGCAGGAAAUGAUCGCUCUGCACGGAAUCUAGCAGUGACAUCAUGAAUCUGGUCCGUCUUGUGUGUCGUCACAAGACAGCCCUGGCACUCGGUGUCUUCUUCCUAUUCGCCAUCGUCCUUUUGUUCCUCGCCAAAUGUACGUCUGAGACACUGAAGCCGGCCGAGUCCCCAGGGGCGGCGCCGCGGGCCGAAGCACGACCGAAGCAUUCGGCAGGACCUCCUCACGCCAAACAGCUCUCUUCAUUCCUGGCCGUCCUCGUCACCACGGGCCCGAAGUACACGGAGCGCCGCAGUAUCCUCCGGAGCACCUGGCUGACCAAACACGAUCCCGAAGUGCUCUACUGGUUUGUGGUCGGCACCGAGGGUUUACCUCCGGAAGACCUCCAGAACCUGGGAUCCGAGCAGAUCCGUCACCGGGACCUCCUCCUGCUCCCUGACCUCCGGGACUCGUACGAGAACCUCACGCAGAAGCUGCUCCACAUGUACUCCUGGUUGGACCAAAAUGUUGACUUUAAGUUCGUUCUGAAGGCCGACGAUGACACCUUCGCCCGCUUGGAUGUCCUCAAAGAGGAGCUGAAGACGAAAGAGCCCAGCCGACUCUACUGGGGCUUCUUCUCCGGCCGCGGGAGAGUGAAAACGGCCGGGAAAUGGAGAGAAAGUGCGUGGGAGCUGUGCGACUACUACUUGCCUUACGCUCUGGGUGGAGGCUACGUGCUGUCUGCUGACCUCGUGCACUACGUACGUCUCAACGUACGGUUUCUGAAGACCUGGCAGAGUGAGGACGUGUCCCUGGGCGCCUGGUUGGCCCCGGUGGACGUGAAGCGGGUUCACGAUCCGCGCUUCGACACGGUUAUAAUAACUAGUAUUCCAGUCACAAAUUCACCUUCAAAAUUCCUUAAUCAAUAUUUAUUCUAAUAAAACGUGCUCCCUUGCAUAAAGUAAUGAAGUCCAUAAGCAGGUUGAAUCUCACCUGUGUGUUGUGAUAUAGCAGGAUAUUGAACCGUAGGUCUGUCAUCACGAGGCAGAGGCACGAUUGUUUUAAAGGUAAAGCUUAGAUCUCAGGAGGAGCGACUGGACUGAUGCUGGAUUACAUACAGGUUCAAUCCUGCUAAGCUUUGUUGCUUAGAAAAAUUCAUCUCCUGUUCUCUCAAUAUCCAAGCAGAAUUUGGUUUAGCAUGUGGAACAAGAUCCAUAGAUUCUUUUAAUGGUCCUCAUGUUGUUUUAUGAUAACAGCAGAACAAUUUCACCAUUACGAAGCCAUGAUAAAGCUGAGGUAGACACUAAUAGCUCAACAGCCCUUUAACUGUGGCACUAAAAGAACAGAAAUAAAACAUGAAACACAGCGGCUGCCAACUACUGAAGGAGCCAUCCUGUUAUUAUUAUCACUAUUUAUUUUAAAAUAAAUUAAGUUCCAUAACAUUGCCUAUAAAAUCUUUAUUAUUAUGAAUAAUAAUGGGGUUUUAUACAUUAUAU
Carassius auratus (goldfish) is the source of this 1778-nucleotide messenger RNA. Its product is annotated as beta-1,3-galactosyltransferase 6-like. The record is from RefSeq and is a predicted model, not a curated record. The transcript has 2 exons. Gene Ontology annotation, cellular component: Golgi membrane. Lineage: Eukaryota; Metazoa; Chordata; Actinopteri; Cypriniformes; Cyprinidae. Gene Ontology annotation, biological process: glycosaminoglycan biosynthetic process; protein O-linked glycosylation. The coding region runs from base 348 to 1220 and encodes 290 amino acids. Gene Ontology annotation, molecular function: galactosylxylosylprotein 3-beta-galactosyltransferase activity.